Protobothrops mucrosquamatus (brown spotted pit viper) is the source of this 2421-nucleotide messenger RNA. RefSeq names its product oxysterol binding protein like 10 (gene OSBPL10). The transcript has 13 exons. Bases 1 to 2367 code for a protein of 788 amino acids. Gene Ontology annotation, molecular function: cholesterol binding. Gene Ontology annotation, cellular component: cytosol; intracellular membrane-bounded organelle; membrane. The record is from RefSeq and is a predicted model, not a curated record. NCBI's taxonomy places the organism in Eukaryota, Metazoa, Chordata, Lepidosauria, Squamata, Viperidae.
AUGGAGAAGGCAGCUACAGCGGUGCAAAGCCCCGGGGACAACGUGUCAGCGGCCGCGGCUACAGCUAGCAGCAGCGGUGGAGGCAGUAACAGUAGCAGCCGGAGUAGUAGUCGCCCCACGUCAGCGGGCUCCUCGCCUUCCUCUUCUACCAGUCGGGGUCUCUCGGGCCGGCAAGCAGGAGCGGUGGCCGCAGCAGUGGCCGCGAGGCCGGAUGGAGGAAGCAGCAGCAGCCCCAGUUCAACUGCGGCCAGUCCAGGAGGGGGCUGUGGCGGCGGUGCUCCCGGGGGACUGGCGGCUGGCAGGAGAACGGAGGCAGUUCUGGAGGGGACUUUGAGCAAAUAUACCAACCUCAUCCAAGGUUGGCAAAGCAGGUAUUUUAUACUGGACUUUGAGACUGGAAUUCUACAGUACUUUGUAAAUGAGCAGAGUAAAAACCAGAAGCCUCGAGGAAUCUUAUCUUUAGCUGGGGCUAUAGUUUCUCUCAGUGAUGAAGCGCCAAACAUGUUGGUGGUCUAUUCUGCUAAUGGAGAAAUGUAUAAACUGAGAGCUGGUGAUACAAAGGAGAGACAGUACUGGGUAACUCAACUUCGAUCUUGUGCCAAGUACCACACAGAAAAUAAUGUGAAGAGCACUCUGACCUCACGAGCAAAAAGCUUGACUUUGUUGCCCCUUGGAACAGCUAGCUCCACAUCUCUCAAUUCUCAAAAAAUUGUAAAUCAGAGUGGGCCUCCAGUUGUCACUAUAACACAUCACAAAUCUCCUGUGGUAGCCCGAAAAACCAAACCUGAGUAUCCCCACCAGCUUCAUGGAGUCAGAGAAAUUAUGGCCCAAGUGGAAGGACAGCAGAAGAACUUAGUGCAAGGCAUUGAAUCCCUUCCAGGUUCUGGUCCUCUUUCUGCCUUUGACCAAGACUUGCUGCUUUUAAAAGCUACCUCUGCUGCUGCUCUCAGUUGCCUGGGAGAAUGCCUGCAUUUGCUUCAACAGAGUAUAAGCCAAGUGAGCGCACCUCGGAACAGGACAUUACCUUCAGAAAAUAUCCUAGUAUGGCAUGGAUCAAAGUCAAAUUCUACAGAGAUACUGAAAAGCAGUGCCCUUGCUUCUUUAACAACAGCGAGUGCCAGUCUAUCGUGGUCAGUCAUACCAUCUGUGAUACAAGAUGAAACUAUGCAAGCUCGAGUAGAGCAUACAACCCGUGAAGUGAUUCUGGUUGAAGAUGAGGUGACAGAUACCGAAGACAAUGAAGAGGACGAUCUAGGAGACCUGGAUGAUCAGCGUAGUAUAAUCCUUCAUAUUAUCUCACAAUUGAAACUUGGGAUGGAUCUAACCAGAGUAGUGCUUCCAGCCUUUAUUUUAGAGAAGAGGUCUCUGCUGGAGAUGUUUGCAAACUUCUUGGCCCAUCCAGACUUGUUUUUAUCAGUUUCAUGUGGAACCACUCCUGAGGAAAGAAUCAUCUCCUUCGUGGAGUACUAUUUGACAGCUUUUUAUGAAGGCCGAAAAGGAGUUGUUGCCAAGAAGCCAUAUAACCCAAUAAUUGGAGAAACGUUUCAUUGCUCUUGGAAUGUGCCUAGGGACAAAGUAAAACCAGUGAGAACAAACACUGCCUCUUGUGGUCUCAAGGGGCAAGCUUCAUCUGAAUGUUAUAGGCUGAAAUUUGUAGCUGAACAAGUGUCCCAUCAUCCACCAGUAACUAGUUUUUACUGCGAGUGCAAAGAGAAGAAAGUGUGUGUGAAUGUGCACGUAUGGACUAAAAGCAAAUUCAUGGGGAUGUCUGUAGGUGUUUCUAUGGUAGGUGAAGGCAUUCUUUAUCUCUUGGAACAUGGGGAGGAAUAUAUAUUCACAUUACCUUGUGCCUAUGCGCGUUCUAUACUUACUAUUCCUUGGGUGGAGCUUGGAGGCAAAGUCAAUAUUCAAUGUGCCAAGAGUGGUUACUCUGCUUCGGUCACAUUCCACACUAAGCCAUUCUAUGGAGGAAAACUACACAGGGUUACAGCAGAAGUGAAGCAUAAUCCAACCAAUACCAUAGUGUGUAAAGCACAAGGAGAGUGGAAUGGCAUUCUGGAAUUCACAUAUAACAGUGGUGAAACCAAAAUAAUUGAUACCACCAAAUUACCCAUAAUCCGGAAGAAGAUCAGACCAAUAUCAAAACAAGGCCCAUUUGAAUCAAGGCAUUUAUGGCAACAUGUCACUGCUGCCCUGAAGGAAGGUGACAUUGAUGUGGCAACAGAACAAAAGCACUUCCUUGAGGAGAGGCAGCGAAAAGAGGAGAGACAACGAGCAGCUAGCAACACACUUUGGAAACCAAAAUAUUUUAUCAAAGAGGGCGAUGGGUGGAUGUACUUUAAUCCCCUCUGGAAGAGUCAUUGCUAAAUUCACCUGGAUUCAAAUGCCCAUUUUCUAAAGGCAUUAAAAAGAUGCAUUAUU